Aspergillus japonicus CBS 114.51 is the source of this 1523-nucleotide messenger RNA. Its product is annotated as RNA polymerase III-inhibiting protein MAF1. The record is from RefSeq and is a predicted model, not a curated record. The transcript has 3 exons. Lineage: Eukaryota; Fungi; Ascomycota; Eurotiomycetes; Eurotiales; Aspergillaceae. Gene Ontology annotation, molecular function: RNA polymerase III core binding. The coding region runs from base 170 to 1072 and encodes 300 amino acids. Gene Ontology annotation, cellular component: nucleus. Gene Ontology annotation, biological process: negative regulation of transcription by RNA polymerase III.
AACCAACAAACGCACUGUGAUUCCAAAUAGUUGAGGAAUUCACCUUAUUUCUACUGUCGCAAUCGGUAGUCUUCAGCGACAUUGAUACUCUGUUCUCUCUCUUCUUAUCUCAUCACCUUUUAUCGUGAUUCUUAUCUACGUCAUCCGCUCACCGCAUAUCUGGCCCCAGAUGAAGUUCCUUCCUUUGCCCGAGUUUGAGGACGUGACGAGUUCGCUGAAUUUCGACACCGCCGACUGUCAUAUCGUUGGCGGCUGUGACCUAUAUACCACCAAGGCCGCCCGAGCGGAUCGGAAAUUGUACAGGAAUAUUGAGCAAUCGUUGGAGUCGCAAUAUGAAUCUGUGCUUCGCCUGUCAGCUUCGUUGUCGCCGCCGAACGCCUUUGCAUACUUGAUCGCAACUUUGAAUGCCAGCCAUCCCGACUACGACUUCUCACAUGUUUUGCGCCCGUCUGAUUUCCACCGCGAGCGCAAUCUCAAGAGGGUCAUGAACACGAUCGACUCCACGUUGUUCAACCUGCGACCGCGCGAAGCCAUUGACCUGACACCCCCAUCGCCUGUGACCGUCUCCGGAUCUUACAACGCGGGUGCAUCCGCUACAUGGGGGCCGAAAAUGUGGGGAGUUAUUAAUGAGCAUAUGUCGCUGAAAGAGUGCUCGUUGUAUUCCUACUCGCCGGAGGAGGAUCCGUCGGACGCCGAUGACGGAGCGAUCUGGAGUCUCCACUAUUUCUUCUUCAACCGGCUUCGCAAGCGGGUCUGCUAUCUUUAUCUCCGAGCCAUCCCGAUAUUGAGUCAUACCCCCAGUGAGGGAGUGGCUACGCCCACGACGAAGCGCACAUAUGAUGACGGAUACUUGACCCCCGAACUCAGCUCUAGCAAGCGGGCUCGCUAUUGGCUGGGCGAAGGCGUCGAGCUCGACAGUGAAAGUGACGAGGAGGAUCUCUCGAAGUCGCAUCAUGCUGGAGACGAGUACGAUCCAUAUGUGCUCAGCGACGAGGAGUUCCGAUCCCGGUCCGGUAGUAAGGGGACCGUUCGGGCGAUGAGCGAGGAAAUCGCCGACUCGAUGGAGGUCUGAUUGUCUUCUGCUGAUCUUGACCGCACUUUUGCAGCCUUUUGCGCUGCUUCUGAUUCUUCUUCAACCUUGAUCAUGUUCGGCUUGCCGCUCGAUUCUCUCCUACUACGUCCGGUCAAUCGCGUUGAUCUGUGUUUGUGUGUUUCGGCGUUUGUUUAGUCACUGCAUUCAACCUGCAUUUACAUAGGCUAGGGGCGUUAUAACUGGCGAAGGAACGGAUCUGGCCCCUAAUAAUUUGCGAACGGCCGUUAUGAUGAUGACAACGAUCAGGCACUGCGUGGCCCGGCGCGGCGCGAAGGGCAGGCUCCACGCCGGCAUUCCUAUGGUCUUAAUGUUCAGUUCGUGUAUCUAAUAUAAAUUGACUUGCGUUGAUGGGGGUUUCAGUUCGAAAUGAUUGCAUUUUCUGGUUUGAAUAUGAGUAACAAACAGGUAUAAAAUCUACUUCACCAAGAAC